Glycine soja is the source of this 5566-nucleotide messenger RNA. RefSeq names its product probable E3 ubiquitin-protein ligase RHG1A. The transcript is spliced from 8 exons. Gene Ontology annotation, molecular function: ubiquitin protein ligase activity. The record is from RefSeq and is a predicted model, not a curated record. NCBI's taxonomy places the organism in Eukaryota, Viridiplantae, Streptophyta, Magnoliopsida, Fabales, Fabaceae. Bases 3694 to 5346 code for a protein of 550 amino acids.
GUUUCUUGGUGCUGCUGGUGUAUUAUACAUGCUUACAUCUGCAUGUGCUGGUGAGAUGUGCUUGCGUUGGAAAUUCUCCUUCAUUCUCUCUAUUCCCCACUUUUCUUUAGCAAUUUACCCUUCACGGAUCUUUUCAAGCAUUUUUUGGUAUAUGAUCUCUUAUGCCUUUGGGUUCAUAUUAUAGUGAUAUUAUCAUUAUUGGUGGUGAGAACUGGUUUUGUUUGCCUUCGCAUUUGUACUGUACAGGUUAUGGAAGUGAAUGAAUUCCUUCAUUUGGUUUCUUCAAUUAUGUUGUCUGAAUCACAGAUGACGUAUCAGGAAUUUUGAGUCUUGGGUUAAUGGGGUGACUAUAGAAAUGAUGACUUUGUCAUGAGCAUUUAUGUCAGGAUUUAUUAACAUGAUAUGCCGCUGUUAUGGAUUGGUAUAUGCCAACUUUCAUAUAGGAAGAAGAAAGAAUGUGACACCAAAAAUCCUGUUAAUUGGAAGAAUUGCAUAGGCUUUAUUCAACUAGAACGUGGCCUUUAGAUCAAGCUCGUCCAUCUACUGGGACUGGGUGCCUUUUUGGUAUGAAAUGUCCUAGCAGUUAUGCUGAGGAUGUUGUUGCAAUAACUCUGUCACAUUCCAAUGUUUGGUGAAGCAAAAUGUUGGUGUUGAGUGUUACUGGCAAUCUAGGGAAUGAUGUGGCACUUACCAUAUUUUAUUGUUAUAGUUCUAAAUGGGCUCUGGGGUGCUGAGAUAAGAUUCUUGUAAACCUUGAUACUAUUUGCCCCAGUGACUUGUAAAUGCCUAGUCAAAUUCGUCUCAUUCUUAGUUUUGAAUUUGACAUUAUGUUUCCUGUUGUGGUGAUCUUACUUCGUGGGGCUGUAUAAUGAGUGUAACAGUGCAGUAACAGUAUUCAUAUAAAGAAUUCACUGUAAAUUGGUAUGCACUAUGGACACUGCAAUGUUGGACCAAUAGUGUAUAUGAUUGAUGAAGACUACUGUUCAAUGUUCAUUUGCCUUGAAUUGAUAUUAACUGUCUUUAAUGCUGGUGAUGAUUGUUAUUCUGCCGAAGGUUGGUUUUUGCAAUAGUACACCUACUCAUUACUGGGAGUCGUGUAGUGCUGGAUGAUGCUUUAUUUGGAUAUGAACCUGUAGGUUUGCUGACAGAGAAGCUGUUUGAUUACCACAAAUUGGUUAUCUUCUCCCAUGGUCCUAAAUUGGAUACUAGUGCCAUGAGUAUCGAUAGCAUAGCCAGAAUGCAGGACUUUCUCCCUUUUGCAUUAGCUAGUUUGAGAGCUGGAAAAAAUCUUCUUAGUUUGAACUUAUUCUUCCUAAUUUUAAAUUGCCGUCCCUUGUUGGGGACAAUGGACCUUCUUAAGACAGGCUUCGUUCACUUUUUAUACAAUUAUACUCAACUCUCCUGUCUCUGGUUUGUGAAGAGAGUUUAUUGCAAUUGGAUAUUGGGAUGUGCUUUGAUUGUUGAUAUUCCGGUAAAAGGCAAUUUUUUUUAUAUGGAAAGUCAUUGCAUUAACUUUGAACUUUUUCUUUUAAAUAUUCUUAUUCCUAUUUAAUGCAAAGCCAAUAAGCCACGUGAUUAUAGUUUCAAAUAUGAACAGAUUCAGGAAUACGCUUGAUAAAAAGGCAAUAUUAUUUACGGUGCUAUUUAAUUUAACACCGAAAACCUAUGUUUUGAAAGCAUAAGUAUUGUUGUUAUAUUCAGCUAAUUGUUUGUCUUGAUAUUCGUUUUUUUUUUCUGUAAGGGUAUUAUUUAGUAUUUGGAUUAUAGUGAAAUCUGAAACUAAACCUGAAGCUUAAUGUUUCCUCAUAAUUGAAAACCAAAGUGAAAUCUGUAUUUUUUUUCUGACAACUACUGGUUCUAAUUAUUUAAUAUAUUUUAUAUUUGGAUUCUAUCAGUGCCAACGCCAGUUUUUAGCAGAUGUUGUUGGCUUUAACACUCUAGUUUGUUAAAGAAUUGCUUCAUAACUUUUUUGGAAAAAAUUCUGCACAUAUAGCGACGACGUCUUUUUAAUUGUGUACACUUUAGACAUUGCCAAUAUCUGAAGACAUGUAAGAUAUGGAUUGUCAGGGGCAUGCCCUUUGCACAGUGCUGAUUUGAUUCUAUAUAAGUUAAUUAAUGUUUUUAAUAUUCUUGACUGGUUUUAAUCUGUUCCCUUUUUUUCUUAAAUGAAACGGUAACUCAUUGAAAGUAUGCCUCUUCCUUCUUAUUUUGGCUUUAAAUUAUUAGAGCUAGGAUAAUAUGGAUUUCUAUUUUCUUUACUAUUUAUAUUUGCCUGGUCUCAACCAUUGGGAAUGGUUCUUUCUGCUCUCCCAUAUUCUCACUAAUUAUGUUACAAUUUUGUGAUUAGGAGAUUAAAAGAUAAUGAUUUUGGAAAAAAUGGUGCUGGUUCUUAAACUAUUUCUGAUAUAUAAAAAACACAUCAUUUCCUUGUAGUAAAAACUGCAGUCUAGUUUUGACAUUUGUCUCUCUUUUUUUCCCCAGACUCUUGUGCUCUUUAUAAGAUAAACAGGGUGAACUUUUUUUUUUUUUUUUUUUAACAAUGCUCGUGUCCUUUAAAUUUUCUGUAAGAUAUACAUCGCUUUUAUUAAACAUUUCAUUUUUGUUGUUUAUCCAAAGUUUGCUUCAAGAUGCCUUUUCGAUUUUCGUUUUUCCAUUUCCCCCCUUUAUAAAACCAUAUAGUCAUUGUAGUUCAAAUACUCUGCUUUUUUAGUUAAUACACUGUAUUUACAUAAAUUAUUUGUGUUUAGUUGGUCUUGUCUUGACUACUGAUACUUAUUAGAAGGCAAAUAUAGGAGUCUCUCACUUUUGUGCCUGAUUGUGCACAUAGUUGAUUAUCUUUUUCAAGUGCAGGAAAAGAAUAGAAAUGCUAACAUUUGCUGAGUGAUCCUUUGUAAACAUUGCCAGGUAAGUCUUUUGCUUGAGUUAUCCUACUUCCAAUCGCUCCUCUUUUUAAGUCAUAUCUGAACUCUUGCUGCUACGCAUGAUAAGCUAGAGUGAGGAACCAUCAUCCAUCUAAUUUAAAUGCCAGCUGUCAUUUUUUCUCCCUUGUGUAUGUACACUACUUCCUUUUUCCCUCAUCUAUAUUUUUCUUGUGUCAAUGAAGAGAGGCAUCCUAUGAGUUUGGUUUCAAGUGAUUGGACUUAUUGGGGCUCAUGGUAUUUGUUACGGCUAAGGAGUAUAUGAGUGGCAACUGUGUAGUAUUUUACAGGCUAGUUUCUGCCAUUUUAUGGGGAAUUCCCAAGCCUUGAUGAUCUGAAGCAUAUAUUUCCUCCUCCCCUUCAGAAAUAAUUGCCAGUGGCGAUUCUCCUCAUUUGGCCAAAUUGUAUUGUGGCUGGUAGUCAUGCUUCUCUUUUUUUGCAUGCCUGUUCAUGGUGUUCUAAUUCACCUGGGCUGUGGCCUUCAUCUAUCAUGCAAUUUUGGUGGUAAUUGGAACACUAACAUAGAUAGUAUAGCUCAUUCUCUGGACAUGGAGUUUCAAGCUAGGUGGUCUUCUGUAGGCCUAGAUCCUUUUGCCCUGUAAAGGAUUGAAUGGAAAAUGAUGUAAACUGAUGAAUAAUAUAUCAAUAGUCUAAGAAAUUUUUCUAUUGACUAGACAUGUGGAAGUGCCAGUGGUGCUUGUAUAUGCUGUUGAGUUAUUUGCUGGUCUAACUUAACCAUACUGUCUAUUUUGACUCCUGAGAUUGCUAGUGAGUCAUGGGGCAUAGACAUUUAUAUAGCUCAUCUCCAAUGUUUGAGGGUGAACCUGACCAGAACUGGAAUCAUAUGCAUAUGGAUCAACAAUAUGUGAACCUUGGUAGGAGUAGCACUUCAGACAAUGGUUCUUUUAUUUAUCCUUCGGAAAAUAUGUCCAUAGAUAACAUUUCUUUUCCAUCUCAUUGGAACACUGCACCAAGGUCAAACGGAUAUGCAUCCACAAGUCUCAACAUUGAAGCACCGCCUCAUCAAACAGAUGUAUCAGGCACUUCUCAUGAUCAUUUUUUGCCUUCACCAAGUGCUGGAAUGUUUUAUGCGAUGCCUGAAAAUUAUGUACACCAGCCUUCUAAUUCUAAUUAUGACAGACAAGCAUUUUCUGCUGCUGAUGGGGUUUUUAAUGAUCUUACAAUGGGAAAUGGACGAGGGCCUCAAAAGCGAAAGAGCCCUGGAAUUCCUCCUGUCUGUGAAAGAGGCAGUACAAGCAGAUAUUUCAAUGCUGCAAGUGCAGCUGAUCGUCCUACAUCUUCAGAAUUGUGGCCAGAGAAGCCCAAUAUGGAUUCUCUAUAUAUGCCUUGGGAUCAUGUUAAUAUGACACCCACAUUUAGAGGUAGAGGCCUUUCUAUACGGGGCGAGGGUCCUUUAAGGAAUGUGAGGAGCCGUUCUGCACUUGAUUUGGAAUCCAACCUGGCUAGGGCCCAUUUAUCAAAUACUCAUCCACACAACUCAUACUCUACUGGUCUACCAGUUGACCAUUCUUCUAGCGUGGUCGAUCUGUCAACUCAAACUUCUGGCACUUUGACACGGGAUUGGAGCCCAAUGAGUUCAUGUCCUCCUCAUGGAAGGGUGUCAUCAUCAGAUGCAAAUGCUUUUAAUCACGAGGCAAGUCAUUUCCUUAAUGGAAGUGGUUCUAGUAAUGCUCCUGUAGAUGUUGGAGGUUUUCAUAAUGAAUUUGGAACUAGCAGAAAUCCUACUGCUCCUCAAAGUUUUCGUAAUAAUCUGACUCAAACUGCAAGAGGAGUUCGCAGUAACUACUCUCAAAGAUCCACUCCAACUUUUAGGGCUUCUUCAAGCUUGCAUUUGGGACGUGUGAUACCUUCUGAUGAUGGAUUGCAUAUGGUGGCUGAAAGUUACUCUUCUAGACAUCCAAGGCCAUUGACCACUGUUGGCUGGCAGAGCAAUGAUAGACAUGGAAGGUCAAGAAUACCUAGUGAUAGAUAUCGAUCAUUGGCUGAUGAGGUUGGUCUCAAUGAACGAUUUAACUCUGAGGGUUUCAUGAUUGUUGAUCGCACUUCACUGAAUGGAUCUAGGAAUAUGCUUGAUCAGCAUAGAGACAUGAGGAUGGACAUAGACAACAUGAGUUAUGAGGAACUACUUGCACUUGGAGAGAGAAUAGGCCAUGUGAGCACAGGAUUGUCUGAGGAUUUGAUUUCCAAGUAUUUGACAGAAACAAUAUACUGUUCAUCUGAGCAAAGUCAAGAAGAAGAAACUUGUGCAAUCUGUCUGGAAGAAUACAAGAACAUGGACGAUGUUGGGACGCUGAAAGCUUGUGGACAUGAUUACCAUGUGGGUUGCAUAAGAAAGUGGUUGUCUAUGAAGAAAGUUUGUCCUAUCUGCAAAGUUUCUGCGUUGUCAGAGGCUAACAAGGACAAAUAAACAAUUUAUUCAUUAUACUUUAGUUUGACGUAUAUCAUAUCAUUCUUGUACAUAUAUUUGGAUAUUCCUUGAAGUGGAGAAAACAGACUUCCAUUUGGAUAUGUUGUAAUAGGAAAAUGUUACUCUAUCUAUAUUGUCAAUGGAUUCGUUGGCUUUGGCUUCACUCUUAAUUUCGUGAAGCCUUUGAAAUGAAAUUAUCGUACUUCCAUGUUUGAUUUAA